Rhopalosiphum maidis (corn leaf aphid) is the source of this 342-nucleotide messenger RNA. RefSeq lists its product as uncharacterized. Bases 82 to 342 code for a protein of 86 amino acids. The record is from RefSeq and is a predicted model, not a curated record. Lineage: Eukaryota; Metazoa; Arthropoda; Insecta; Hemiptera; Aphididae. The transcript has 2 exons.
GCAAUUAAAAAUUUGUUUGAAUCAAAACAGUUAUUAGUCACAACAAAUGCUGAUAUUUGUUUUACCAAACAUCACAGUUUUAUGGGUGUUAUAGCACACUGGAUUGAUUUCGUUACAUUAGAACGACAAAGCUGUGUACUAGCGUGCAACCGAUUUACCGGAAACCACUUAUACGACCGUGUGGCUGAAAUGCUUUACAACAUUUUACGUGAAUUUUCAACUCAGUGUGACCAAGUUGUAUCAACAAUUAUCGAUAAUGGAAGCAAUUUUGUGAAAGCCUUUAAAGAAUUUGGUUGUGAUUUUCUAAAAGAGAAUGAUACUGACAAUGAUGAUAAAUACUAA